AUGACCACAAAGACUGAGACGAACAGAAUGUUUGACUUAACGUUCGCGGCGCGAGCGCUACAGCUCACCUUCGCCAUCAUAGUCAUGGGAAUAGAUGGCUAUGCAAUUCACAUAUAUCGCGGCCACACCGUCUACGAACAAUUCGAGUACGGCAACUUCUACGCUUACAUGGGCGUCCCUGAUGCGUGGGGCUUCUUAAUUUUCUGUGCUGGGUGGACAUUUCUGGAUGUCAUUUUUGCUCUCAUUGCUGGAAUCAGAUUCGGGCAUUCUAAAUUGAUUGGUUAUAUUUGUCUCGUGACUGAAGCUGUAGCUCUUCUCUCUUGGCUUGCUGGUUUCAUUGCCGUGGCUAUUAACAUAGAGAGCAAUGAAUGUCCCACAGAAGAGAACGGAUGUGGGCUGCUUAAGGCGGCGACAGUAUUUGGGGCGCUGGAGUGGCUGCUAUUCAUGGUUACCACAAUGCCCACUAUCAAGUUUGUCUUUAAGAGCACUCGCAAAGGGUCUUCUGAGCCUGAAGUCAGCUCCGCUGUACCUGUUUGA
This is a messenger RNA of Penicillium malachiteum, 537 nucleotides long. RefSeq names its product MARVEL domain-containing protein. The transcript has 2 exons. Lineage: Eukaryota; Fungi; Ascomycota; Eurotiomycetes; Eurotiales; Aspergillaceae. The record is from RefSeq and is a predicted model, not a curated record. The coding region runs from base 1 to 537 and encodes 178 amino acids. Gene Ontology annotation, cellular component: membrane.